Molecule: messenger RNA, 498 nt
Organism: Oppiella nova
Lineage: Eukaryota; Metazoa; Arthropoda; Arachnida; Sarcoptiformes; Oppiidae
Source: the annotation of a GenBank genome assembly
UUGACUUGCAUUCAGGGCAAGAAAUGGCAGCACCCCUUCGACCCAACCCUUGUCUUUGACAUUCCCGAUCAGGUCGACACCAUUAACACCCUUCCCGGAGGUGUUCUCAACACAAAGGCAACGCUGAUUGAAACCACUGAAGACUUUAAAAAGUCGAAGGGAUUUGAUUUGGGUCUCGAUGUAAAUACUGUGGCUUAUGGUGCAUACGGUGUGAGCGGUUCCUUUAAACAGGCACAGGAAGACCUGGUUAACUCUACCAAAUCAAUAGUUGAGGUGUCUGCAUUUGUUUCGGCCAUUCGUGUCGAUAUGAGCCCAUACUAUGAGAUCACACCAAACCAAGAGUUUCAAGACUUUGUCGAAAAACAAUUGCCCGACACUAUAGCCGCAAACCCCGCCAAAUACCAGGAGUUUGUCGAUACGUUUGGCACCCAUUACUUUGACAGCGCUUUCUUCGGCGGAUUUGUUCAGCAGUCGAUUGAAUUGUCAUCAAAUCUGAAC